Messenger RNA from Diospyros lotus (date-plum), 2657 nucleotides. RefSeq names its product probable protein phosphatase 2C 66. The record is from RefSeq and is a predicted model, not a curated record. Gene Ontology annotation, molecular function: protein serine/threonine phosphatase activity. Bases 527 to 2131 code for a protein of 534 amino acids. Gene Ontology annotation, biological process: protein dephosphorylation. Lineage: Eukaryota; Viridiplantae; Streptophyta; Magnoliopsida; Ericales; Ebenaceae. The transcript is spliced from 4 exons.
CAUAAAUCUUUUACCUACUGCUAAACUCCCCCAAUUGCUUCUCCCUCCCUCCCUCCUCUCUCUCUCUCUCUCUCCUUCUCUCUGGGGCUUCUCUGCAUCCAGCUGUUUCUGCAUCUUGCUCUUCUUCUUCAUCUUCUUCUUCUUUUUUCUAUUAAUCUUUUUGAGGGUUGAAAGUGGUUUUCUUGCAGGUUCUUGAUCAUCCCAAAUGCAUUAAAUCUUGUGCCUACUGGGUCUUCCUCUGCUUUAGCUCUUUCUCAUUCUCUUUGAUUCAAUCUUUAAAGAGGGUUUAAGGUGUUUCUGCAGUUUCUUAAUUACCCAAAAUGUCAUAAAUCUGUUACCUACUAACCCAUUUCCUGCUAUUUAUGUUUCUAUCUUCCAGGGUCUUUCUUCUUUGUUUCUCUCCCAAUCUACAACAAUUUGGGUUCAAAGAUUGUGUUUUGAUCAUGCUUUCUUCGAUCUUCUCCUUCUCCCUUUGAUCUUUUCGCCUCUUGGUUUGGGUUAGAAUAGACUGUAUCGUAAGCAUCAAAUGGGUAUUUGUUAUUCGUCCAUUGGCCGUAAGAGGACUACGGCACAGAAAGAAGCGAGCUUGGAUGCCAAGUUUCAGAAAAGUUGCUCAGGCGACUUCUCUUCUUUCAUCGGAAAGUUUGGCGGCGGCGGAGGAGCUGCGGCGGAUGAGCGGGCGCUGCUGCAGAUUCCGGGGAGGUUGUUCGCCAGCGGCUCCAGCAAAAUAGCCAGCUUGUAUACCCAGCAGGGCAAGAAAGGAACCAACCAGGACGCCAUGAUUGUUUGGGAGAAUUUUGGCUCUAGAAGUGAUACAGUCUUCUGUGGUGUAUUUGAUGGUCAUGGUCCCUACGGUCAUAUGGUUGCGAAAAAGGUCCGAGAUUGUCUUCCUAUUCUGCUGGCCUCUCAGUGGGAAGCUAAUUCUAACAAUGACCGGAAUGAGGAUGGAAAUGCUACCAGGAGCACAAAUUUUGAGGAAUGCACGGAUGAAGAAUUGUGUGAACCUUUGGAGGUUGAAGAGAAUAAAAAAUUCCCGGAAAUGCACCAGCCCCUAAAGAAAUCGAUGUUAAAAGCCUUCAAGCUGAUGGAUAAGGAAUUAAGGUUCCAUCCAAUUAUUGACUGUUACUGCAGUGGAACAACUGCUGUUACUUUGGUAAAGCAGGGUCAGGAUCUUAUAAUUGGAAAUGUUGGUGAUUCAAGAGCAGUAUUGGCAACAAGGGACAAAGAAGACGCUUUGACUGCUGAACAGUUGACCAUUGACUUGAAACCUAAUCUUCCAAGUCUCUCUCUCUCUCUCUCUCUCACACACACACACACACGCUUGUCUGGCAUGCACUUACUAUUGUUAUUAUUCUGUUUAGGGGAAGCUGCUAGAAUCCAGCAGUACAAAGGCAGGGUAUUUGCUUUGCAAGAUGAGCCUGAGGUUGCUCGUGUGUGGUUGCCUAAUAGUGACUCUCCUGGUUUAGCCAUGGCUAGAGCUUUUGGAGACUUCUGUCUGAAAGAUUUUGGUUUGAUAUCUGUGCCAGAUGUGUACUACCACCAACUUACAGAAAAAGAUGAGUUUAUUGUUCUUGCCUCUGAUGGGGUUUGGGAUGUCCUGUCGAAUAAAGAAGCUGUAGAUGUGGUUGCCUCAGCCCCAACUCGCGCAACAGCUGCUAGGGCACUUGUGGAUUGUGCUACUAGAGCAUGGAGGCUCAAGUACCCGACAUCCAAGAUUGAUGAUUGUGCUGUUGUAUGUCUUUUCCUUGAACAUGUACCAGCAGCAGCCGAGGCAGAAGCAGAAGCAGCUCCAGCUGAGGCAGCGGCAGUGAGCAGAAUCUCUGUGAUCAACGGGGACCUUAGAAGUUCAGAUAAUGGUGGUAUUUCUGCUUCUCAUGUCUCUGUUACCGAGCGCUCAACUACUACAUUAAACGACUCUGGUGAGAUUGUGCCUGUCCCAGACUCGACAGAGGAAAAGCAUCCUCAGAGUGGCCUGGGCCAGUCAAAGAGGAGCUUAGCUGAGUGCCUAUCGAAUGCAGAGGACGAGGAAUGGUCAGCCCUCGAAGGCAUCACAAGGGUUAACAGUCUACUUAGUAUACCGAGGUUUUUGUCUGGUGAUAAAAGAUCAGCUAGUUGGAGGAAGUGGUUGUAGGGAGCGCAGCUGAUGCCUGAUAGUGAUUUUCAUUCGUUAAGCCGAAGGGUAUGACUGGCUAUUUCUUAAGAACCAUUUUUGAAUCUUAAAGCAGUUCAGUUGGGGGAAGUCUGUAGGUUUCACACGCCUUGUCUGCUCUAUCAGACAAUGUUAUAUAUGCCAAAGGCUGUCAUGGUCUCUGGAUGUUCAAAUCUGCAAAGAAAAGGGUACACUCAAAAAGGCAAAGAGCUGCUGCGCGUUGGCAUGGACAGUGAUGGCAGAUGUAUUGCCUGUAGGCGGGGACGACGGAUGAUCCAUUAGAAAAUGUAUUUUGGCUGUAAGAAUUGAGUUUUGUUUGUUGGAACUUUGUGGUUCUCAUUGCUUCAUAUUCAUACAGGCAUAAUUAAGAUGAGACUGGCCCUUUGUCGUGUAGGAAAGGUGAUGCUGAUGAGAAAAUAAGUUUUUGUAGUAGGGAAAGUUUAACAGGGCAGAUCAUGUAUAUACCUUGCUUGAUGUUGUCUAUUUUUACAUCCUCCUUUUGUCGGUU